GGGACCCAACGCUCCUCCCCUCUAUGUUUGGGUCGUCACCAACCCGGCCCAGUGCGCAGGCGCGGGAAAGUUGAACUAAGAAAAGAAAGUUUAUACAAGUUCAGUGGAGGAGGUGGCGGCGGCGGGGCCCGGGACCAGGUGAGCGGGACGUUAGCGAGGGCUAGGUGCCCCCAUGGCAGGCUCGGAAGAACUGGGGCUCCGAGAGGACACGCUGAGGGUCCUAGCUGCCUUCCUAAGUAGGGGUGAGGCUGCGGGGUCUCCCAUUCCGACCCCACCCAGGAGCCCUGCCCAAGAGGAGCCAACAGACUUCCUGAGCCGCCUUCGAAGAUGUCUUCCCUGCUCCCUGGGGCGAGGAGCAGUUCCCCCUGAGUCCCCUCGGCCUUGCUCCCUGCCCCUCCGGCCAUGCUAUGGUUCAGAGCCUGGCCCAGCUACUCCAGAUUUCUAUGCCCUGGUGGCCCAGCGGCUGGAACAGCUGGUCCAAGAGCAACUGAAAUCCCCACCUAGCCCAGAAUUACAGGGUCACGUACCCACAGAGAAGGAAGCCCUGCUGCGAAAGCUAGUGGCCUUGCUGGAGGAAGAGGCAGAAGUCAUCAACCAGAAGCUGGCCUCAGACCCCGCCCUGCGGCGCAAGCUGGCCCGCCUCUCCGCUGGUUCCUUCAGCCGCCUAGUGGAGCUCUUCUCUAGCCGGGAGGGCAACCCUCGCCCAAGCCAAGCACGCCCCUCGCUGCCGUGCCCCGGGCCCCCACCGCCUUCCCCGGAGCCUCUGGCCCGCCUGGCCCUGGCCAUGGAGCUGAGCCGGCGCGUGGCCAGGCUGGGGGGCACCCUGGCCGGUCUCAGCGUAGAGCACGUGCACAGCUUUGCGCCCUGGAUCCAGGCCCACGGGGGCUGGGGGGGCAUCCUGGCAGUUUCACCUGUGGACUUGAACUUACCCCUGGACUGAGCCUUUCCUCAGAAGCUGCUACAAGAUUGGACCUCAUGUCCCUGCACUCUUUUUCCAAGCCUUCCUAUUCCACUCAGGGCUGUGGGGUGGUGCCCACCCUCUCUGUUUUUGCCAAAAAAAAAAAGUUUAAAAUGUUUUGACAUUAAAAACUUUUUAAAGUAUUUAAUGAUUUGUCCUUUCACUCAAGAACUAAAGUUCUACGUAGAGGAGAUUUGGUUUGGAGACCUCUCUGGUUUAUAAAUUGAGGAAAGAACCAAUUCAUUCAUUCUAGAAAUAUUUAUUUGGGGCACCUAAAGCACCUGUCACCUAAAUAUACAGCAUAUUUGAGGAUACCUGUAAAUAUGAUUCCAGCUAAUUAUAUUUUUCCCCUAUUGCAUGAUUUAUUUAUUCCAGCUAAUCCUGUGUUGAUAGUCCUGGAGUCUUUCUAGCUAUUUCCAGAAGAAAGCUAUGACCUUUCUUCACAAGACAUCCAGAACACCACCUUCUUCUCAUUUUUCUCUUCACACAACUCCUUCUGAGCCUUUUUUGCUGGUUUCUCCUCAUCUGCCUGUUCGCCAGAAAUUUGUCACCUUUUUAGGGCUAUCACCUCCUUCACCGAAUUAUGUUUGUAAAUGCCUAAAAUGAAACGCACAGGAUCACAAAGGAAGCCAAUUACAGUCGAGCCUCAGUAUUCGCGGAUCCUGUAUUUUUCGAAUUCGCCUACUCGCGAACAUUUAUUUGCAGUCCACAAACUAAUACUCACGUGCUUUCGCAGUUGUUGGCAGGCGUGCUUGUGUUCAGAGCAGCAAAGGAUCUGACUCGCUCGAUGGGCACCUUUCAGCUCAGAUCAGGCGAGGCAACUGCGCCUUCUUGUCUCAGCUCUCACGCUGUAUACAAGCGUCCUUUCUGCAAUCUAUUUAGUGCCACAUUUUUCACAUUUCUGUGCUUUUUUGUGGUGAUUUCUCUGUUUGAAAGAGCCCCAAGCAUAGUGCUGGAGUGCUGGCUAGCGUUCCUAUAAGUGCACGAAGGCUGCGAUGUGCCUCAAUUAGACAAGCUUCGUUGUAGAUAAUUUUUGUUGCACUGCUGUUGGCUGUGAGAUCACUGUGAAUGGACCAACUCUAUAUUAAAUAACGUGUCUUUAAACAGAAAACACACAGAAAACCUGAUUAUAUGUUGAUGGGUUGGCAAAAGUGUUGUGACAAGAUGCUCGUGGGAGCUUGACCCUGUAUCUCCCCCAGGAUCAAUGGCUUGGUGUUUGCCAGUUCAGUGUUCACAGCGAUGUAAGGAUGUAACUAGCACAAAUAAUAAGAUUCGAGUGUAUGUGGAAAUAAAGCUUUAAAGGAUGUAACUAGCA
Messenger RNA from Aethalodelphis obliquidens (Pacific white-sided dolphin), 2273 nucleotides. RefSeq names its product BCL2 like 12 (gene BCL2L12). Gene Ontology annotation, biological process: regulation of extrinsic apoptotic signaling pathway. Bases 173 to 940 code for a protein of 255 amino acids. Lineage: Eukaryota; Metazoa; Chordata; Mammalia; Artiodactyla; Delphinidae. The record is from RefSeq and is a predicted model, not a curated record. The transcript is spliced from 7 exons.